AUGGGCGAGUACUCGAAAGCACGUUCAUCUUACGAACGAGCACUUGAAAUCUGGAAAAUAGCUCUUCCUCCAAAUCAUCCCAACUUGGCUAGACUCUACAACAACAUUGGUUUGUUGUAUUAUAACAUAGGCGAGUACUCGAAAGCACUUUCAUCUUACGAACGAGCACUUGAAAUCUGGAAAAUAGCUCUUCCUCUAAAUCAUCCCUCCUUGGCUACUUCAUACUGCAACAUCGGUAUGGCGUAUAGAAACAUGGGCGAGUACUCGAGAGCACUUUCAUUGUUCGAACGAUCACUUGAAAUCGAAAAAAUAGCUCUUCCUCCAAAUCAUCCCGACUUGGCUGCUUCCUACAACAGCAUUGGUUCGGUGUAUGAUGAAAUGGGCGAGUACUCGAAAGCACUUUCAUCUUACGAACGAGCACUUGAAAUCUGGAAAAUAGCUCUUCCUCUAAAUCAUCCCUCCUUGGCUACUUCAUACUGCAACAUCGGUAUGGUGUAUAGAAACAUGGGCGAGUACUCGAGAGCACUUUCAUUGUUCGAACGAUCACUUGAAAUCGAAAAAAUAGCUCUUCCUCCAAAUCAUCCCGACUUGGCUACUUCCUACAACAACAUCGGUUCGGUGUAUUAUGACAUAGGCGAGUACUCGAAAGCGCUUUCAUCGUACGAACAAUCACUUGAAAUCCGAAAAAUAGCUCUUCCUCAGAAUCAUCCCGACUUUGCUCAAUCCUACAACAACAUCGGUAUAGUGUAUUAUAACAUAGGCGAGUACUCGAAAGCGCUUUCAUCGUACGAACAAUCACUUGAAAUCCGAAAAAUAGCUCUUCCUCCGAAUCAUGCCGACUUGGCUGCUUCCUACAACAACAUUGCUUCGGUGUAUAAUAACAUGGGCGAGUACUCAAAAGCACUUUCAUCGUUCGAACGAUCACUUGAAAUCCGAAAAAUAGCUCUUCCUCCGAAUCAUACCGACUUGGCUACUUCCUACAACAACAUUGCUUCGGUGUAUAAUAACAUGGGCGAGCGCUCGAAAGCACUUUCAUCGUACAAGCGAUCACUUGAAAUCGGAAAAAUAGCUCUCCCUUCGAAUCAUCCCAACUUGGCUAUUUCCUACAACAACAUCGGUUCGGUGUAUUAUAACAUGGGCGAGCGCUCGAAAGCACUUUCGUCGUUCGAACGAUCACUUGAAAUCCAAAAAAUAGCUCUCCCUCCGAAUCAUCCCGACUUGGCUUGUUCCUACUGCAACAUCGGUAUGGUGUAUAAAAACAUGGGGGAGUACUCGAAAGCACUUUCACAUUACGAAAAAGCCGAAGAAAUCUGGCAAAAGUCACUACCUUCAAAUCACCCAAAUAUUGCACUUGUGAAAAGAAACAUUGAAAAUGUAAAAAAGAAAAUGUAA
Molecule: messenger RNA, 1392 nt
Organism: Rotaria sordida
Lineage: Eukaryota; Metazoa; Rotifera; Eurotatoria; Philodinida; Philodinidae
Source: the annotation of a GenBank genome assembly